Nothoprocta perdicaria is the source of this 2584-nucleotide messenger RNA. RefSeq names its product family with sequence similarity 234 member B (gene FAM234B). Lineage: Eukaryota; Metazoa; Chordata; Aves; Tinamiformes; Tinamidae. The record is from RefSeq and is a predicted model, not a curated record. Gene Ontology annotation, molecular function: protein binding. Bases 19 to 1911 code for a protein of 630 amino acids. The transcript is spliced from 12 exons.
GCAGUGCCCCGCUCCAGCAUGGCCACGGUGCUGUCCCGGGCGCUGAAGCUGCCAGGAAAAAAGAGCCCGGAUCUUGGGGAAUAUGAUCCCCUCACGCAAGCUGAUAGUGAUGAAAGUGAAGAUGACCUGGUGCUCAACAUACAGAAGAAUGGGGGGGUCAAGAAUGGGAAGAGCCCCCCCGAGGAGGUGCAGGAGCCCGACUCUGAUGUGGAGGUUGGGAUGACAAAGCAGCACACGUCAGACAGCGCGCCCGAGGGCUACCCUGCAGAGGCAGCCGGGAGCCUGGAGCAGAAGGCUGCUCCCUCCCUCAUGCCUUACCUGCGCACAGCGGUCUUUUUGCUCACUGUGGUGAUCUCAAUGAUUCUGGUGUUGGUGUGUGCGUUUCUAAUUCCCUGUCCCCCUAGAGACUUGCAUAACACCUGGAACYGCAACCUAGGUCAGGGAGCAGGUGGUGUGUUAUCCCCGCUGGAGCUGUGCGAUGUCAACGGCGAUGGGCUCCCUGACAUCCUCAUCGUCUUCACAGCCUUGAUGAAUGCCAGUGUCAUGGGUGUUUCUAGACCUUCAGUGACUCUGGUGGCUCUUUCCGGUAUGAAUGGCAGCACCCUGUGGUCCAUCCACCUUCCCGAGGAGACUCUGAAUGUGCAGUGCAAAGGGCUGUCGCUGGGAGUUCCUGCAGAGCCUGUCUGCCUCGUGACAGGAACAUCUAAACUCCUCAGCCUUCUCAAUGCCUCCACAGGCGAGACCAUCUGGACACUGAAUUCCAUCCAUCUCUCAAAUGGGAUCUUGGCUGCACCGGCUGCCAUUCUUCCGGAUGUAGAUGGAGAUGGGGUUUGGGAUAUGGUUGUUCUGGCGCUCAAAGAGACACAGCCUGAUGUGUUUUUUAUCUUGGUGUCGGGAAAGACUGGAACUGCUUUGGGUGGGCCUGUGAAGUACAGCAUCAAUGGAGAAGGGAAAGUGAUCGGUCCCCAAGUCCACAUCACCAGCCGGGGAGCCAUCUACAUCCUUUUUGGUUUUGGUAACGUUCAAGCAGUUGCUCUGAGGGAUAUCUUUACCCAAGCCAGAAACCGGGACAGCUUCCCUGCAAUGCUGCAGCAGGAGGAGCCAGAAUGGGAAAAGCGCAGAUCUGUCAACCUGUCAGAGCUCAUUGACAUUUACAGCAGUGGAGGUGUUGACUUCCUGCAGACGAUGAAGGCACCUGACACAAAUUGCAGCAAUCUGCUUAUCACCAUCAAAAAUGGCCUGAUGCUGCUACGGGGACAGGACUUGAAGCCCCACUGGUUCCUGGAAAUGCAGAACAUCAGCAGUCAGCCUGUCCCUGGUUACUUUGGUUCUGACCAAACCCUGGACUUCAUGCUACAAGCACAGACUGGAGAUGGGAAGAAAAAGGUGGUGGUGAUAGAUGGCAAAUCAGGCUUCCCUGUUUGGAAUCAAGAAUUUCCGUGGCAGAAGCAAGAUCUCGAUGCACUGACAGUGAUGACUUUGGAGAAGAAAUCUGUCUUUCUCUUCUGGGCUGAUGAAGGAAAAUCUUUGUUACAAACUCUGCAACCUGGUCCCAGAACUGAGCGCCCAGGGUUGCACCACCUGUAUUUCCUCCAUCCUGUCUUUCCUACUGUCCUACUGGAUCUCACCAAUGCAACAGACAAAGUCAUUGCAUCAGCGGUUGGAAUUAAUGAUCUCCAGAAGGAUGCAUUUUAUAUCACUGUUACAACAACUGCAACCUCUGAAAAACAGCCAGGAUUUUUCUCAGUCAGCAAACUAGGCCUGAAGUGGGCCAUGAUGACUCAAGGCCGAAUGAUGUGGUUAAAGGACAACACCACUCCCCAAAUCAGCCGUGGGGAAGUGAGACGAUUUCUUGCCCGUCUGAAAUUUGUUGAUUUUCCUCACAAGGUGAGAUUGUACAGGAGUCUCUGAUGAAGUCCAGGCGGUUCAAGAGAUCAAAUCUCUUCCCUAUAGACCCGGUUAGGUGAUUUUUAUAGGGUGAGGUACAAGCAGACUAUUUGCAAGAUGAUCACACCUUUGGGGUAAGCUGGAUGGUGGCUUGACUAUAAUUUUGCAGUUGGACAUUUGCAGAGGGGACCUUAGAAAGAAUCAGAGAUGAUGAUCACAGGGAACUGAGAGACUCACAGAGGGAACAGAGAGGUGGGACAUGGAUUCCUUGUUUUGACCACAGGGCAAACAAGGGCCCCCUCUGUGGUGAUUCAUAAAUGCUGUUGCUGACCUGUGAAGUACUUCUUUGUCAGGUUGUAUGAUAGUGGGUUUUGGCUUUGUUUUUCUGUUUCCCUCUCCUCCUCCAGCUCUAGCCUGAUGAUUCCUCAGGUUUCAGCUAGACAUGUCGCCUGAAGGGUGGAACAGAGGAAGCUGCUCCAUGGGUCUCCGUGAAUACUGCUGUAUAGAGGGAAAGGGGGCUAAGAGCACUUCCAGUUUCUUCAGCUCCCUGGGGAAUGGUGAAGGCAGGUUUGUUCUAGACAGAACCUUACUAGAGGAACUUUGUUCAGCGUCUCCCUCUGCUUAUGCCCUUCUUGCAUGCUUCCUUCCAGGUAACAUGAAAAUGUGAAUUCAGAAUUAACUUAUAUACACAGAUAUA